Calypte anna (Anna's hummingbird) is the source of this 2538-nucleotide messenger RNA. RefSeq names its product TLC domain-containing protein 5. The transcript has 3 exons. Lineage: Eukaryota; Metazoa; Chordata; Aves; Apodiformes; Trochilidae. The record is from RefSeq and is a predicted model, not a curated record. The coding region runs from base 79 to 816 and encodes 245 amino acids. Gene Ontology annotation, cellular component: membrane.
CACCGCCGCUUCCUCUUCCCGGGCGCCGGGGGAGCGGCGGAGGCGCCGGUUCGGCCCCAGCAGCCGCGGUUCGGCAGGAUGCUGUUCAUCCUGCCUCUGAGGGUAGCCUGCAGCCUGCUUGCCUGGCUCUCCCUCUACGCUUGGUUCUGCCACCGCUACAAGCACCGGAGUUACGAAUGGAGCUGCAGGCUGGUCACCCUGACCCAUGGCAUCCUUGCUACCUGUCUCUCUGCUUACAUUGGCUUUAUCGAUGGUCCCUGGCCUCUGAGUCACCCAGGAUCACCAAACACAACUCUUCAGGUGCAUGGGCUGUGCCUUAGCUUGGGCUACUUCCUCUUUGACCUCUGUUGGUGUGUGUACUUCCAGGCAGAGGGUGCCCUGAUGCUGGCCCAUCACCUGGUCAGCAUCGUGGGCAUCACAGCAUCCCUGGUGCUGGGGGAGUCAGCUGCAGAGGUCAAUGCUGUCAUCUUUGGUAGUGAGAUCACAAACCCACUGCUUCAAGCCCGCUGGUUCCUGAAGGAGCUGGGAUGUUACCACAGUUUCACAGGAGACGUGGUGGAUUUCUUCUUUGUGGUCCUCUUCACCGGCGUGCGGAUCGGAGUGGGGGCCUGGCUGAUGUACUGUGAGCUUGCUUCUCCCAAACCCAGGUGGUACAUUAAGCUGGGAGGUGUCAUCAUGUAUGUAGUCUCCUGGGUUUUCAUGGUCAGCAUCUGUCGCUUUGCCAGGAGGAAGAGCAUGAAGAAAUACCAUGCCUGGAGGAGUCGGAGGAGGGAGGAGUUGGACUUGAAAACUAAUGGGCACCUGAAAACCCACUGACUGGAUGCUGAGUAAAGACUUCCUCGACUUCACUAUCUGGCAAGAAGAGGAUCGUGCCUGAAAUGCCACUCUUGGGAGAGGAGCCAACACACGUUAGCAAUUCUGGAGCCAAAUUUAUCCCUGGCGUAACUCCACUGAAAUCCAUGGAGCUAUGCCACUGAUUCAUUGGACCUGCAGUGUUUGGCCUGGCAGAGGCUGGCUCGGUGUGUAUGUAAGCAUAUUCUAAAUGAUACGAGUGAAAGAAGGGCUAAUUUUAGACUAAACACAACUAGUCCAGGUGUAAAUAGUAAUGUCAGUAGCUAACUCCUUCAGCACUGGUAGAAUCUUGGAGGAGAGGAGAAAAUAACAUUAGAUCUUCAUUUUCAGUGUCUAGGCAGCUAGAGUGACUCUUCAUGCUGUUAGGAAGAAGCAUGCUCUAGUGUUUCAUCAGAGUUGGGAUGCCUGGCUCUUCCACCAACUCGUUAUGUGACCUUGGGCAAGUCAUGUAACUCUAAUUCUGUGCCUAAUAUCCCCAUCUGUGAGUUGGGGGUGAUGGAGUUGAGCCAUCUGUGUUAUGCACUUUCAGAUCUUCACUUGAGAGGUGCUAUAUAAAUGCAAAAUGAUGGUUGUUAGCUGCACUUUGCUCAUUAUUCCUGUGUUUCCUUUGGGAGGAAGGAUUUUGGUGGUUGAGCUAGAGUGUGACUCUAAGAAGAACAUUAUUUUAAGUAGGUUGUUGUUUCGUACACUUUUUAAUUCCUUUUAAUAACUUAUUUAAUAAGAACUUAUUUUUGAGCAGUGUCCAGAAGGUCUCAUCAGCACUGGCACCUUGCAGAACUGGGUGCUCUGUGAAUGCACCCAAAGACACAGCCACCCAAUGGGAAACACUUCUGACUUCUCCCCUCUUUUUAAGCCCUUACAGUUAAAACUCCACCCACCCCUCCAAAUACUCCUUUUAGCUCCUCCUUGAGUCACCCACACUCUCCUUUAUGAGAAGCCCCAUCAGGACUCACCACUAAGUGGUUUUCUGGCUGGUGGAGCAAGCCCUGAAUUGGCUGCAUGAUGCCCAGAUUCCCUCUGCUCUUCUUCCUGGCCCAAAUGCAGGCAGAGUGAGGAGCCAGGCUGAGACCAAACAGUGUGCUUUUAGAGCUGGGCUUUUUAAAGCCUCUUGCCUCUUGCAGCCAAAGACCUGGAGAGCCCAAAGCAUUUCAGCUUAGCAGAGCCAACUGAUGGGUGAGCUGAUCCUGAAGAGGAAACUUGGAUCAUUCAGCACAGGGACAGACUAUGGAGCCUUGAAAGGAGACAAGGAAGGGCUAGCUGGGGCUUGCUGCUUCUUUCCCAGAAGAACAUUUCCCAUGCUGGGCAUGUCAAGGAGCCUCUUUGCCUCAGCUUACCCACUUUCAUAAAGUGGGGACUGUAUUACCUACCUCGUGGGGUGUUUUCAUUUAACACUAAACCACCUUUGAAUGCUUCCUGGUCUGUGCCAGGCUGUGCUGUAUUAAGGCAAAAUGUUGCUGCUUGGAGUGAAGAAGCACUUUUCACCAUCAGUGCUUUGUCACCUGAACAUGGCACUUCCCAGCAUCUGCCUUGCUUCUCCAAAGCAGGAAUCUAGGGUGUUUUUCAGCAGUGCUUGUGGGUAGGAGUUAAAAGGAGUAAACUGGACAUGUCUGUCAAGAUCAGCCACGCUGCUGCUGCUUCAGGUGGACUCCCAGGUUGAAAAGGUGUCUGCUGGGUUUUUUCUAGGAA